Egretta garzetta (little egret) is the source of this 1875-nucleotide messenger RNA. RefSeq names its product deltex E3 ubiquitin ligase 1 (gene DTX1). Gene Ontology annotation, cellular component: nucleoplasm. NCBI's taxonomy places the organism in Eukaryota, Metazoa, Chordata, Aves, Pelecaniformes, Ardeidae. Bases 1 to 1875 code for a protein of 624 amino acids. Gene Ontology annotation, molecular function: zinc ion binding; ubiquitin protein ligase activity. The record is from RefSeq and is a predicted model, not a curated record. Gene Ontology annotation, biological process: protein ubiquitination; Notch signaling pathway. The transcript has 10 exons.
AUGGCGCGGCAGGGCUCGGGGGCCAUGCUGGCCUCCGGUGGCCUGGGCUUUCCCCCCCAAAACAUGGCCCGCGUGGUGGUGUGGGAGUGGCUGAAUGAGCAUGGGCGCUGGCGGCCCUCCUCAGCCGCCGUCUGCCACCACAUCGAGAAUGUGCUGAAGGAGGACGCCCGUGGCAGCGUGGUGCUGGGCCAGGUCGACGUCCAGCUGGCGCCCUACGUCAUCGACCUCCAGUCCAUGCACCAGUUCCGGCAGGACACGGGGACCAUGCGCCCCGUCCGAAGGAACUUCUACGACCCAUCCUCGGCCCCAGGGAAGGGCAUCGUGUGGGAAUGGGAGAACGACAACAGCUCCUGGACCCCCUAUGACAUGGACAUCUGCAUCACCAUCCAGAACGCCUACGAGAAGCAGCACCCCUGGCUGGACCUCUCCUCCCUGGGCUUCUGCUACCUCAUCUACUUCAGCAGCAUGUCCCAAAUGAACCGGCAAACCCAACGCAAGCGCCGGCUCCGGCGUCGCAUGGACCUGGCGUAUCCCCUCACCAUGGGUUCCAUUCCCAAGUCGCAGUCGUGGCCGGUGGGCGCCAGCACGGGGACACCCUGCUCCUGCCCACAGUGCCUGCUGGUCAACAGCCCCCGCGCCGCCUCCAACGCCAUCCUGGCUUCCCAACGCCGCAAGCUCUACCCGGGUGCUGUCCGCCAGAGCAGCACCUUCGCUGGGGCGGCCCUGUGGCCAGCGGGGACAGGGACAGGGACGGCGGCAGUGGCGGGUGGCACGACCAAGGGCGAGGGGCUGCGGGGGACUGGAGGGGCGUUUGCCCCUAGCAGGGCGGCGGGACGCGGUGUCCCGCGGCCCCCGGGGCUCGCGGGCUGGGACUUUGCCCUGUCCUGGUCCCCAUCACUGUCCCCGUCCCCCUACCAGCACGCAGGCCCCAUCCCACACAUCCCCAUGGACAGGGUGCCAGCCCUCCCAGUCAAGAACCUGAACGGCACUGGCCCUGUCCAUCCCGCCCUUGCAGGGAUGACGGGCAUCCUCAUGUGCGCCGCUGGGCUGCCCGUCUGCCUGACCCGCGCCCCCAAGCCCAUCCUGCACCCGCCACCUGUCAGCAAGAGUGACAUCAAACCCGUGCCCGGGGUCAAUGGCAUCUGCAGGAAAACCAAGAAGAAGCAUCUCAAAAAGAGCAAGACCCCCGAGGACGUGGUGCGCCGCUACAUCCAGAAGGUGAAGAACCCCCCGGAUGAGGAUUGCACCAUCUGCAUGGAGCGGCUGGUCACCUCCUCUGGCUACGAGGGCGUCCUCAGCCACAGGGGCAUCAAGCCAGAGCUGGUGGGCAAGCUGGGCAAGUGUGGGCAUAUGUACCACCUCCUCUGCCUCCUGGCCAUGUACAACAACGGCAACAAGGACGGCAGCCUGCAGUGCCCCACCUGUAAGGCCAUUUACGGGGAGAAGACGGGCACGCAGCCACCCGGGAAGAUGGAGUUUCACCUCAUCCCCCACUCCCUCCCGGGUUACACCGACUCCAAAACCAUCCGGAUCGUCUACGACAUCCCCACCGGCAUCCAGGGCCCGGAGCACCCCAAUCCCGGCAAGAAGUUUACGGCACGUGGCUUCCCGCGGCACUGCUACCUGCCCGACAACGAGAAGGGCAGGAAGGUGCUGAAGCUGCUGAUCGUGGCCUGGGACCGGCGGCUCAUCUUCACCAUUGGCACCUCCAACACCACGGGGGAGUCGGACACAGUGGUGUGGAACGAGAUCCACCACAAGACCGAGUUCGGCUCCAACCUGACGGGCCACGGCUACCCUGACCCCAACUACCUGGACAACGUCCUGGCCGAGCUGCUGGCCCAGGGUGUCUCCGAGGCCACCCUGAAGGACUGA